AUGAGUGAAGAUAUUCAAACAAGUAACGAAGGUCAGGUACCAGUCGAUGUUCGUCAAGCAUUAUUACGUGAUGGAACUGAUGUUCAAACAAAAGUUGGUCAUGUUGCUAAAUUUAAUCAUGAUGGAGAGAGUAGUAAACUUGAUGAAAAUAUUGUAGUGGAGGAUUUCGACAACUAUAAAAAACCAAAAGAUAAUAAUGAAUUUGUUGCAUUAACUAAAGAGGAAUUACAAGCAUAUAUAAACAAUCCAAAAUGGAAACGUAUUCGUUACUUAAUUGCUAUUUUAUAUAUUUUAUUACUUGUAUUACUUCUUAUUGGAUCUAUUCUUUUGGUGGUAUUUUCUCCCCGUUGUCCACCAAAACCAAAACUUGCUUGGUAUCAAAAAGAAAUUAUUUAUGAAAUUGAUGUUACGACGUUUCGUGAUUCUAAUCAAGAUGGAAUUGGAGAUAUUAAAGGUGUUCAAGAAAAAUUAAGUUAUUUGGAAAAAAAUAAUAUAAAAUCGCUUCUUCUUCAAUCAUCAAUAUUCAAUGUAACAACUGGAACAUCAAUUCAAUCAAGUGGACGAAACGUUCGUACUAAAAAUGUUAAUUUAUAUAGCAUUGAUCCGUCAGUUGGAAGUGAUAAUGAUUUAAAAGAGUUAUCAAGAACUCUUUAUCGAAAAGAUAUGCGUUUAAUUAUUGAUUUACCAUUAUCAUCAACAUUCGAUCCCAAUGGUUAUUUAUGGUAUGGUUCUGAUUCACCACUUCCUUCUAAAAUAAAUGUAGUUACAUGUACUAAAAAUUUUCCAACUCUUGAUUGUCGUUAUUAUAAAUUAUAUGGUCGAUUACCACUUGAUUUUACUGAUGAAAAUAUUGAAAAGAAAUCAGAAACUUGUCUUCGUCAUUGGUUAUCAGUAAACAAAGUCGACGGUGUUCGAGUUGAUCUUCCACUUCGUUUCAAUAGUACUACAAGUUUAUAUGAAAUAUCUUAUGAAACAAUUAAUCUAUGGACUAACGUUAAAAAUGAAAUCGAAAAGAAUACAAAACCGAAGUUACUUUUAUUUGAUAUUCCAUUUGGUUUACAAGAUAUAAUUAAAAAUGAUGAUUUACAUAAUAAAACAGCACAUGCAUUAUUUUUAUUUGAUAAUCAACGAAGAUCUCCAAUUAAUGCUCCAUCAUUAGAUCAAAGAAUACAAUCAUUUGAAACAAUUCCUGUAUCAAAACCACAAUUUUGGCAGUUGGGAUCGAAACGAAAAAGUGAUGAUAUUGGUCUUAUUCAUGAUAAUCAAUUACCAAGAGAAAUCGUUUUGACUAUGAUCAUGUUACUUGGUGGAACACCAAUUAUACUUUAUGGAGAAGAAAUUGGUCUUGAUCAAAAAUCUUUUCCUUUAAUGCCAUGGACAUCUGAUGGAGCAUACGGUGGAUUUUCUGCAUGUCCACCACAAAAUUGUAGCAAGGUUUUAUCAUCCUAUCAAGUGGGUCUUCCACCAACAAGUGUUAAACGUCAAGAAGCAUUAGGUGGUGAAUCAAAAGAUUCAUUAUUAAAUGUUUUCCGUCGCUUAUCAAAUUUACGUCAAUAUGAAUCAUUUCAAUUUGGUUUAUUAGAAUCAAGUUAUGAUGCAGCAACAAAUCUAUUUUGGCUUAUUAGAGAAGCACCUGGUCAUAAAGGAUAUGUCACGGUUUUCAAUUUAAAUCGAAACCCCAAUGAAAUAGCGCAUGUAUCAUUAUAUGAAUUAACAAAACAUGAUGUACCAUUACAUAUUCAUUAUGAAUAUCAAUGGCCAAAAGCUCAUUUAUCAACAUCUAAUAAAAUUCAUAUUGAUUCGGAUAAUUUAUUUAUUCAUCCUCAAUCAAUUAAUAUAUUUUGGUGGAUACCAAAACUUCUUAAACCCAAUAUUUUAUUCAAAACGGCAAAAGAACAUUCACAUAAUCAAUAA
Messenger RNA from Rotaria sp. Silwood2, 1914 nucleotides. NCBI's taxonomy places the organism in Eukaryota, Metazoa, Rotifera, Eurotatoria, Philodinida, Philodinidae. The record is from the annotation of a GenBank genome assembly.